UUAGAAAUCGGGAAAUUAGGGAGAAUCUCACAUCACGGAUACUUAAGCCUCAGCGAAAACCAUAAAUUAUGCUGCUGACGGCGAGGAACCUGCUUGGCAAUGCGCCAAAGGGAUUUUUUUUUUCCCCCUUGAGACUGUUGUUCAGGCUGGAGUGGGGUGGCGCGAUCUCGGAUCUCUGCGACCUUCUACUCCCAGGUUCAAGCAGUUCUCGGCCUCAGCCUCCCAAGUAGCUGGGAUUACCGGCGUCUGCCCCCAUUCCCGGCUAAUUUUUGUAUUUUUAGUAUAGACGAGGUUUCAACCAUCUUGGCCAGGCUGCUCUUGAAUUCCUGACCUCGUGAUCCACCCACCUCAGUCUCUCGAAGUGCUGGGAUUGCAGGCAUGAGCCACGGCACGCCCAGCCUCGCCGAGGGUAUUUUAUCCACUUAACCAACAUGUCAGAGUAUUUCAGAAUAGGUUUUAUUAACAGGUGCUUAAUGAGUGUGUGGUGACGUAAAUGGAUUUUAUUUGGGGUUCUAUUAGUACAAGUGGUAACUUUUUGCUAUUUUAAUUGUUAAUUAUCUAAAAAUAUGUGGUAUUACAUAUUUUUAAAUAAUUAAAAUAUAAAAGAAUAGAAGGGCUAGAUCUCAACCAUUUAUAGAAGUCCCGUUUUUUCCCCAUUUCUUUUAUAUACCUAUUUUAACUGUCAGUGAAAAAAUAUGUAUUGAGCUUAUUUAGUGGCCAGACUUUUAGCAAACUGGAAGUAGCCAAGGCAGACAUAGCUCCUGUCUUCAUGGAGUUUGCAGUCCAAACAGAGGAUAACCAUUGAGCUAAUUAUCACUAUCUAAAGUUACCAAGUACAUUUAUUAUUCACUUGUACAUGUAUCCCUCUCCCUAGAAUAUAAGGUUGCAGAUGGCAGGGGUCUUGCAUGUUUUGUUUCACCCUGUAUCCCUGCAUAUAAAAGGCUCUCAAUAUUUGACCAAGUAAACGAUUCUAGCAUCAAAACCAUUAAGAUGGAAAAUCGCCGGCUGCUCUGGAAACACUUGCCUUUUGCCUGGUAUCAGAGAACGUUUUUCUGAAGAAGUGACAUUUAAGAUGAGACUUGAAACCACUGGGCAAAGAAUGAUAUAGGCGGAGGAAGCAAUGUGAAAAGGCUCCGAAGCUGAGACAUUCUAAAAAUCUCUGAAAGCUAGUAUGUCUGGCCCUCAGACAACUGAGGCAGGAUGUGAAAGCAGAGGACAGAUGCCAUAGAACAGAAGAGGGAAUGGAAAGUCCCAUUGGAAGCCCCAGGAGGAUUUCAAGUGGGUUUAAAGGAAAAGCAUUAUGUUUUGGAAGUCAAUUUAAAUUAUCCACAAUCAGGUCAGGAACAGUGGCUCAUGCCUAUAAUCCCAGCACUUUGGGAGGCCAAGGCAGGAGGACUGUUUGAGCUCAGGAGCUGGAGACCAACCUGGGCAACACGGUGAAACCUUGUCUCUACCAAAAAUACAAAGAACUAGCUGGAUGUGGUGGUGCACACCUGUAGUCCCAGCUACUCAGGAGGCUGAGGUGGCUGAGUUGGGAGGAUCAUGUAAGUCUGGGAAGUGGAGGUUGCAGUGAACGGAGAUCUCGCCACUGCACUCUAGCAUGGGUGACAGAGUGAGACUUGUCUCAAAAAAAAAAAAAAAUAAUCCAUAAUCAGGGUUUCUAAGACUUCAUUCUUGAAAAACUAAGCUGCCUUUUUUAUGAGAUAGUGAUUUAACAAAUAUUUGAGUCCCAGUUGUAUACUGAGUUAGGCACUAAAACAGAUUCUGAAGUGAAUGAAAUGAAAUAAAGUUCUGCUUAUAAGAAAUGUGAUUAUUCAUUCUUUUUUUUUUUUUUUUUUUUUGAGACGGAGUUUCGCUCUUGUUACCCAGGCUAGAGUGCAAUGGUGCGAUCUCGGCUCACCGCAACCUCUGCCCCCUGGGUUCAGGCAAUUCUCCUGCCUCAGCCUCCUGAGUAGCUGGGAUUACAGGCACACGCCACCGUGCCCAGCUAAUUUUUUGUAGUUUUUAGUAGAGACGGGGUUUCACCAUAUUGACCAGGAUGGUCUCGAUCUGCCGACCUCGUGAUCCACCCGCCUCGGCCUCCCAAAGUGCUGGGACUACGGGCUUGAACCACCGCACCCGGCCGAUUAUUCAUUCUUUAAUUCAGCAACAUUUGCUAGCCGUGUGACCUUGAGGCAAGUUACUCAGUAUUUCUUUUUUUUUUUUUUGAGAGGGUCUCGCUCUGCCACCCAGGCUGAAAUGCAGUGACACAAUCACAGCUCACUGCAGUCUCGACCUCCCGGAUUCAAUUGAUCCUCCCACCUCAGCCUCUGGAGUAGCUGGGACUGUAGGUGUGUGCCACCAUGCCCACAUAAUUUUUGUAUUUUUUGGUAAAGAUGGUGUUUCACCACAUUGUCCAGGCUGAUCUCAAACUCUUGGACUCCAACGAUCCGCCCACCUUGGCAUCCCAAAAUGUUGGGAUUACAGGUGUGAGCCACCCUGCACGGCCUACUCAGCUUUCUAUAACUUGACCUGUUUCCUCAUCUGUAAAAUGGAGCCUUGCUCUGUCGCCCAGCCUGGAGUGCAGUGGCAUGAUCUCGGCUCACUGCAACCUCUGCCUCCCAGGUUCAAGAGAUUCUCCUGCGUCAGCCUCCCAAGUAGCUGGGAUUACAGGUGCCUGCCACCACGCAUGGCUAAAUUUUGUGUUUUUUAGUAGAGACAGGGUUUCACUCUUUUAACCAGGCCGGUCUUGAACUCCUGACCUCAGAUGAUCCACCUGCCUCGGCCUCCCAAAGUGCUGGGGUUACAGGUGUGAGCUACCGUGCCCAGCCUAAAACACACAUAUCUGAAGAGAUGACCCUCAUAUUAAUUUGCAAUAGAAAAAGAAAUCAGGAGCACUCAUCCCAGAUGCAGGGAGGUUGGAGGCAGAAAGCAGGAAGGAGACUUCUGAACAAGCAGUGACUCUAUUACUGAGGAAAACCAAAGGAGACCUGUGUAGAUAGGUCCCAAUUAGACACCAGCUACUGGAAGAGCUUCCUCAGAGACUGAUUAAAAUAUCCUCCACUAGAUAUGGCUGCAAAUUGCACACCCUCAUGGGGUCAGCGAGAACCCUGCAACAGCCCUGGGUCAGAGCUGCCACGGUCUGUUGCAUCUGAGGAAACUCAACUUGGAAAUCAAGACCAAGACCCUGAGACGUGUCAUGUGAACUUCAGGAUGUUCAGCUGCCCGGAAGAGUUGGACCCCAUCCAGGCUUUGAGGAGACUCACUGAGCUGUGCCAUCUGUGGCUGAGGCCUGACCUCCACACCAAAGAGCAGAUCCUGGACAUGCUGGUGAUGGAGCAGUUCAUGAUCUCCAUGCCCCAGGAGCUCCAGGUCUUAGUCAUGAUGAACAGUGUACAGAGCUGCAAAGACCUGGAGGACCUGCUACGAAAUAACAGAAAACCCAAGAAAUGGUCUGUGGUCAACUUCCUUGGCAAGGAGUAUCUUACGCAGGACUCAGAUGUUGAGAUGCCCAAAGCCCCCGCCAGUGUUAGGGAUGAUCUGAGAGACGUGUCCAGCCAGCCGGCCUCCUCUGUGAAUGAGAUGUCUCCAGGUGAAGGCCAGGCCAGCCAAGAGCUACAGACCUUUCCCAGGAUCCCUGCACUGUCCAGGGGGCAGGAAGAGGACUUCCUGCUGCCAGAGACUAUUGUCAUAAAAGGUGACCCAAAGGCUCUGAGACCCACGCUGACCUUGGAGAAGGAUCUGAAUGUAGACAGGGAAGAGAACACAGGACUUACAUCUUCAGAGCCUCAGCUUCCGAAGGGUCCCACAGGUGUGGUGAGAGCAAAGGAGGGGAAGGAACCAAAAAAAGCCUCUGUGGAAAAUAUGGAUGCUGACAUACCUGCUGCCUGCAUUGUGGAGAGAGAAGCUUCAACUCACAGUGAGAGCAGAGGAGACUCUCUGAAUCUGAGAGGUCCCAAAAGAAGCAAACCAGAUGCUUCCUUCAUUUCCCAAGAAGGGCCUCAAGGAGGAGCCUCACUUGUGGGCAACACAGACAGCCUGGGACAAGCUAGGAUAAAUCCAGUUCGUUCCCGAGGCCCUGCAGGUGCAGUCAGUCAGCCUGUUGGCCAAGAAGCCAUGGCACUCCCACCCCUUGCAUGUGAUGUGUGCAGUAAAAGGUUUAAGUAUUACGGCAAGCUAGUCAUCCACAAGAGAUCACACACAGGAGAGAGACGCUUUCAGUGUAAUCUCUGUGGGAAGCACUUCAUGCAGCUCUCAGACCUCCGAGUUCACCAGCGAAUCCACACUGGUGAGAAGCCCUACAUGUGUGACGUCUGCUACAAGCGGUUCACCAGGAUGUUCUCCUUGAAAUGUCACAAGAGGAGCCACACAGGGGAGAAGCCCUAUGAAUGUAAAGACUGCAAUAAAGUUUUCACCUACAGGAAGAACCUGAACCAGCACAAGCGCAUCCACUCUGGAGAGAAACCCUAUAAAUGUUCCAAGUGUCCAAGAGCCUUUGGUCGACCUGAAACGUUAAAACGCCACCAGAAAACACAUCCAGAAACUACUUCCCAGGGGUUCCAUAAUCAGGUCUAUGUAUUCUGCACCAAGAGAAUGUGAAUGAUGAUUUUUCACUGAUGUUAUUAGAUGACAUAUGGCGCAUGAAGGGCGCCUGGCACUCAGAGGGAGUGCCCUAGAUAGAAACUGCCAGGAGUCUGAGUCAAUAUUGAUUCUCCCCACUGACUUUUGUUUUCUGUUUCAUGAUGUCUAUUGUUUUUGUAUAGGUUUGUUUCAGUUUGUGUUGCUGUUCUUUCAAUAAACAAACAUCUUACUAGUUUUCAGUAUUUUAUAACAAAAAAGACUGAGGCUUCUGAUUGACCUGCUGUUACCCGCAGUUUUGUUCUAAAGUAAAAUUGUCAAAGUAGGGGGUCCAGAUUAAAUAUGCAAUGCCUGGGGAAAUUUUUGUUUCAAAUAAACAAUUUUUUUAGUUAAAAAAAAAGAAAUCAGUUAAUGGAGUUUACCUAAUUCAUUGAACGAAUUCGACAGCUUAAAGUAUACUAGUCAAGCAAAAUCUCUGUGGAAUUCAUAUUUACAUAUUAAAACAUUCCUGACUUAGGGGGAACAAAAUAGCUUGGCUUUAUAGCUUCAGGGAAAUACUGUUAAGUAAAUUUAGGGGACUUCCAGUGGUAGAGUAAAAAGGGGAAAACCAUAGAAUUAUCAUGCUUUUCUGAUCAUUGGGGCUCAAACAAACUUGGGACAUAAGCUGCAUAAUUCUGUCCCAAAGACUGGUUCCUCCUAAGUGACUUUCUGAGGGUCCAGGUCUUCCUGGACCUUGAAAAUAAAGGGUAGAGUUUUCACCCCUGAAUCAGAAGUCGGAUUUUAAGGGGGCGAGGGAGGUAUAAGUCAGCCAAGGACACAGAGUUCAUCAGAACCAAGCUUUCCCAGGACAUGAAUCAUAUUUAUUUUAGGCAUAAAACUCUAGAUCCAAAUCAGGGAAAAUUUCUUUCUUACCUUAUAAAGAAUGCCACUCUCUGCCAGAAUGUUAGGAAGCUAGUGAGUAGACCCAGUCCUGAGACUCUGUGGUCUAUUUGCAGAGUUCUCCUUAACCUGCUGUCAACGGCUUGCCUGGCCCUAUGCUAAACACAGCUUCUCUGUCCUGCUGUUGUGUGUAAAGGUAAAUGCACGUCUGGGGUGUAGGCUGCAUUCUCCAGUGAGUUUGUUCACCUCUCCAGGUAAGUCAGUAUGUCCCAAGAGAAUCCCUGGGACAUGGAAGGCAUAUCGUGCCAAGUAAAUGCAGCCCUGCUUUAGGCCUGCCUCAGAACCUGCCAGUAGAUAAUACCAUAGCACUUUGCUUCCUGAAAACGUUCCUGCAUGGAUUUUAAAGCUGUAACACGACCUUAUUAAUUUUAGUUGCAAACUUGAGCACAUACAGAUGGUCUAUUUAAACCAUAAUAAACCUGUGCUAUACUGUGGGGUUGCGUUCAUUUGUGCAGUUUACCAUACUACUGUAAAGUUAAAUUCCAGGCUAUCAAACAAAAAUUUCCAAAUAUGAGUUCCUUUUUAUUUUUUUAAGGCAAUGUCUUGCUGUGUCACCCAGGAUGGAAUGAAGUGGUACAAUCGUAGCUCACUGCAGCCUGAACCUCCCAGGUUCAGUCUAUCCUCCCACCUCAGCCUCCUGAGUAGAUGGGACUGCAGGUGCACACCGCUGUCAGGCAUUCAGACUAGAGCGACCCUCUCUUGAGUAAGGGCUAGGAAAAUGAGGCUGGGACUUGCUGGGCUGCAUACCCAGAAAGUUAGGUAUUCAUAGCCUCUAGAUGUUUACAGUUAAGGAAACAGUUGAUAAUGUUUACUAAACAGACCUAGACUUGGGAGUGACCUCAUAUCCCCAUAUCUUGAGAACAGUAUCUUUUUUUUUUUCUUUUUUUCUUUUUUUGCAUUUUUAGUAGAGAUGUAGUUUCACCAUGUUUCCCAGACAGGUCUCAAACUCCUGAGCUCAAGAAGUGAUCCUCCACCUCAGCCUACCAAAGUGCUGAAAAUACAAGCAUGAGCCACUGAGCCCGGCCAGCUUACCUGUUUUUUUUUUUAAUGCUAUGAAAUUAUUUGUACAUUGUAGGCAUUCAUAAGUAUUGAAUUAAUUAAUUAAUACUUAAAAGUUAAUCCGAUUGAAGUUGCUUGUAUUCGAAGAAUCAUAAACAAUUCAAGUAUGUGCAACAUAAUCCAUUUUGUUUCAAAAAAUUAUUUGUGCUUGUAAAAAAGGCUGGAAUCCCUGCACUUUGGGAGGCCAAGGCUGGUGGAUUACCUGAGAUCAGGAGUUCAAAACCAGGCUGGCCAACGUGGUGAAACCCCGUCUCUACUAAAAAUAUGAAAAAUUAGCCAGAUGUGGUGGCACACACCUGUAAUUCCAGCUACUUGGGAGGCUGAGGCAGGAGAAUUGUUUGAACCUGGAAGGCAGAGGUUGCAGUGAGCCAAGAUUGUGCCAUUGCACUCCAGCCUGGGCAACAGAGUGACACUCUGUCUCAAAAAACAAACAAACAAAUGGCAACAAAAAAGGCUGGAAGUAUAUUAAAAACAAAAAACAUUAGAAGUCAUUAUCACUGGAGAGUGGUGUUACUGGUGAUUUGAAUUUUCUUUGUCAGAGAAGUUAAAUUGUUUCUCUUUGCAGAUUAAAUGAUUUUAUAUUGAAAAAAACCUGAAAACUCCACCAAAAAACUGUUAAAUAAACAAAUUCAGUAAAAUUGCAGGAUACAAAAUCAACAAAGAAAAGUUGGUAGCACUUCUGUACACCAAUAGCAAACUGUCUGAAAAACAAGAAAGUAAUCCCAUACAAAAUAGCUACAAAAAAAUGUAACACUUAAGAAUAAAUAAAUUUGACCAAGAAGGUGAAAGAUCUCUACACCAAAAACUAUACAGCACUGAUCAAAGAAACUGAAGAACUGAAGACAAAUAAAUGGAACAAUACCCUGUGUUCAUAGAUUGCAAAAAUUAAGAUUAUUAAAAUGUCCUUACUACCCAAAACAAACUAUAGAUUCCAUGCAAUUCCUAUUAAAAUACCAAUGACAUUCUUUGCAGAAAUAGAAAAUACAAUCCUAAAAUUUGUAUAGAACUACAAAAGACACCAAAUAGCCAAAGCAGUUUUGAGCAAGAAGAGUAAAGCUGUAGGCACCAGACUUCGUGAUUUCAAAAUAAGCUGCAAAGUUAUAGUAACCAAAACAGCCUAAAAACAGACAUAUAGACCAAUGGAACAAAAUAGACCCCAGAAGUAAAUCCAUGCAGUUAUAACCUACUGAUUUUCAACAAAGGCACCAAGAGUACACAAUGGAAAGGACAGUCUCUUAAAAAAAAAUUGUGUUGGGAAAACUGGAUAUUCACACAGAGAAGAAUGGAAUUAGACCCUUAUCUCCUAUUAUAUACAAAAGUCAACUCAACAUGUAUUAAUAACUUAUUUGCAAGAUCUGAAACAAUGAAUCUACUAGAAGAAAACAUGAGAGGAAACUCCAUGAUUUGGUCUGUGCAAGAACAUUUUGGAUGUUAUCACAAAACAAAGGCAACAACAGCAAAAAUAGAUGGAUAGAAUUACAUGGAACAAAAAGCUUCUGUACAAAUGAAACAACAGAGUGAAGAGAUAACUUACAGAAUGGAAGAAAAUAUUUGUAAACUGUAUAUCUGAUAAAGGGUUAAUAUCCAAAAUAUACAAGGAACUCAAAAGCAAAAAAAAAAGCAACCCUAUUAAAAAAUGGGCAAAAGACAUAGAAGACAUACAAGUUGCCAGUAAGUAUAUGAAAAAUGCUCAGCAUCAGUAAUCAUCAGGGAAAUGCAAAUCAAAACCACAAUGGGAUAUCAACUGACACUAGUUAGCAUGGCUGUUAUCAAAAAGACAAAAGAAAAAUGUUGGCAAAACCAUACAAAAGAAUGAAAUCAUGUUGUUUGCAGCAACAUGGAUGCAGCUGGAGGCUAUUAUCCUAAGUGCAUUAAUGCAGAAACAGAAAAACAAAUACUGCAUGUUCUCACUUAUAAGUGGGAGCUAAACAUUAAGUCCAUACAGACAAAAAGAUGGGAACAGUAAACGCUGGGGAUUCCACAAAUGGGGAGGAAGGGAAGGGAAGACAGGCUGAAAAACUACCUGUCAGGUAUUAUGUUCACUACUUGGGCAACAGGAUUAUUAGGCACCCAAACCUCAGCAACAUACAAUGUACCCAUGUAAGAAACCUGCACGUGUCUGCACAUGCACCCCUGAAUUUAAAAAGAAAUGUUGGCCAGAAUAUAGAGAAAAGAGAAUACUUACGCACUGUUGGUGGGAAUGUAAACCAGGAGACAACUGCUAUGGAGUACAGUAUGGAGGUUCUUUGAAACAGUACAAGUAGAACUACACUGUGAUCCAGGAACCCCACUGCUGGGAAUCUACUCAAAGGAAAGGAAAUAAUUAUAUAGAAGAGAUAUCUGCAUCCCCAUGUUUAUUUCAGCAUUAUUCACAAUAGCCAAGGCAUGGAAUCAACCUAGUUGUCCAUCAAUGGAUGAAUGGAUAAAGAAAAUAUGGUAUAUGUACACAAUGGAAUAUUAGUUAGUUAUACAGAAGAGUAAAGUUCUGUCAUUUGUGGCAGCAUGGAUGAGCCUGGAAAACAUGUGAAGUGAAAUAAGGCAGGCACAGAAAUAUACAUAUGCAUCACCUCACUCAUAUGUGCAAUCUAAAAGAGCUAACUUUUUUUUUGAGAUGGAGUCUUGCUCUGUCACCCAGGCUGGAGUGCAGUGCCACAAUCUUGACUCAUUGCAACCUCUGCCUCCUGGGUUCAAGCAAUUCUCCUGCCUCAGCCUCCAGAGUAGCUGGGACUACAGCUGUACACCACCACAGCCAGCUAAUUUUUGUGUUUUUAGUAGAGACGAGGUUUUACCAUGUUAGUCAGGUUGGUCUUGAACUCCUGACCUUGUGAUCUGCCCACCUCAGCCUCCCAAAGUGCUGGGAUUACAGGCAUGAGCCACUGUGCCCGGCCUAAAAGAGCUAAUUUUAUAGAAGAACAGAGUCAAAUGAUGGUUACCAGAGGCUUGAGUGGUUAAGAGGAGGGAGGGGAUGGGUACCAUUACAGUUAGAAAGUUGAGACCAAGCAUGGUGGCUCACACCUGUAAUCCCAGCACCGUGAGAGGCAUGCUAAUUGCUUGAGUCCAGGAAUUUGAGACCAGCCUGCCCAACAUGGCAGAACCCCAUCUCUACGAAAAAUAUAAAAAUUAGUCAGGUGUGGUGGCGCAUGCCUGGAAUCCCAGCUACUCGGGAGGCUGAGGUGGGAGGAGCACUUGAACCUGAGAGGUGGAGGUUGUAGUGAGUGGAGAUUGCACCAGUGCACUCCAGCCUCGUCAACAGAGCGAGAUCCUGUCAAAAAAAAAAAAAACAGUCUAGAAUAUGCAAAUAGAAUAGUUAAAUACAUAGUGACAAACAGUAGAUAAGUGAUUGUCUGGACCAAGGGUUGGGAAGGAGAGAAAUUGAAAAUAACUGCUAGUGGUUAUGGAGUUUCUUUCUUGGCUGAAGAAAAUGCUCUAAAAUGGAUUGUGGUGAUGGUUGUCCAACUCAGUGAAAUAUUAAAAACCAUUGGAUUAUACACUUUAAAUGGGUGAAUUGUAUGAUAUGUGAAUUGUAUCUCAAUAAAGAUGAUAUACAAUUAUCUGUUUUUUAAUUUAUUUUUUCAACUUUUAUUUUGAUACAGGGAGGUCAUGUGCAGAUUUGUUACAUGGAAACAUUGCAUGAUGCUGAGGUUCGGAGUAUGACUCCAGUCACCCUGGUAGUGAGCAUAGUAUCCAAUGGGUAGUUUUGUGUUUUUUAAUUUUUUUUUUUUUUUGAGACGGAGUCUUGCUCUAUCGCCCAGGCUGGAGUGCAGUGGUGUGAUCUCGGCUCACUGCAACCUCUGCCUCCCAGGUUCAAGUGAUUCUUGUGCCUCAGCCUUUCAAGUAGCUGGGUUUACAGGUACACGCCACUAUGCCCAGCUAGUUUUUUUAUUUUUAGUAGAUAUGGGGUUUCACUGUGUUGGCUACAUUGGGUGGUCUCAAACUCCUGGGUUCAAGCAAUCCACCUAUCUCAGCCUCCCAAAGCGCUAGGAUUACAGACAUGAGCCACCGCACCUGGCUUCCAAUAGGUAGUUUUAAACUCACUCCUGCUUCCUCCACCCUCCAGUAGUCCACAGUCCCUGUUGGUUCCACGUGUACGUCCAUGUGUGCUCAAUGUUUAGCUCCCACUUCUUCCUUUUUUUUAAUGGAGUCUUGCUCUGUCGCCAGGCUGGAGUGCAGUGGCGUGAUCUUGGCUUACUACAACCUCUACAUCCUGGGUUCAAGCAAUUCUCCUGUCUCAACCUCCCUAGUAGCUCGGACUAUAGGCACAUGCCACCACACCCAGCUAAUUUUUGUAAUUUUUUUUUGAGACGGAGUUUUGCUCUUGUUACCCAGGCUGGAGUGCAAUGGCGUGAUCUCGGCUCACCGCAACUUCCGCCUCCUGGGUUCAGGCAAUUCUCCUGCCUCAGCCUCCCGAGUAGCUGGGAUUACAGGCACACACCACCAUGCCCAGCUAAUUUUUUGUAUUUUUA
Molecule: messenger RNA, 11018 nt
Organism: Callithrix jacchus (white-tufted-ear marmoset)
Lineage: Eukaryota; Metazoa; Chordata; Mammalia; Primates; Cebidae
Source: RefSeq, a predicted model, not a curated record